AUGCCUUGUAACAUUAACGGGCACAUUUUGGGGUAUGACAGUAACAAAGCCCUAGAUCACACCAGGAAUCCAAGACUUUUGGCUCCUACCUUGGAGGAGGUGGAGAGGAUCAUAGGCCGGAAUUUGAAGGAUCAUAAUCCAUUUCCUAAGCUCGAUGAAGAUAUUCCUCCCAAGAGGAUAACUUUAGCUUUGGGUCUGAAAGUUUCUGAAGUCGUGGACAAUUGGGAUGUGAAAGGACCUUUUAGUGUUUUUUCUAGGAAGUUCUUGGAAGAUCAGGCCAAGAAGAUGGAAAAAGAAGGGAAUUGGGAAGCCUUUUAUGCUGUGUUAGCCGUGUUGAUAUAUGGGAUAAUCCUCUUCCCAAAUAUUGACCAUUUUAUGGACCACCUGGCGGUGAGAAUUUUCCUCUCUGGUAACCCUGUACCGUUCCUCUUGGCAGAUAUCUACUACACUAUCCAUGAUCGCCAUGAGAAGAAGGGAGGAAUCGUCUUAUGUUGUGCACAGUUGUUGCAUGCUUGGUUUAGAUCCCAUAUGCCCGAAGAAGGUCCUUUUGUCUCAAAGGAACUCAAGCCCUUCCAGAAGUUAGCUUCCCUCACCUCCAGUCAUGUUAAAUGGUAUAUCAGGGAUUGGGAAACCGAGAAUGUGAUUGUCAGCAUUGGAGACUUCCCCAAUGUGCCGUUGAUAGGAACCAAGGGUUGCAUCAACUAUAACCCCAUGUUAUCUCUAAGGCAGCAUGGGUACCUUAUGAAUGGCCCUCCAAAAGCUGAAGCUCUAGAGCCUUUCAUCUUACAUGGUGUUGAAGCGGAUCAUCCCAUGGUGAAAAAGAUCAAGGGGUCUUGGCAAGCAGUUAUCAGGAAAGGUAAGGAGUUGGGUUAG
Lathyrus oleraceus (garden pea) is the source of this 873-nucleotide messenger RNA. RefSeq lists its product as uncharacterized. Bases 1 to 873 code for a protein of 290 amino acids. Lineage: Eukaryota; Viridiplantae; Streptophyta; Magnoliopsida; Fabales; Fabaceae. The transcript has 3 exons. The record is from RefSeq and is a predicted model, not a curated record.